Molecule: messenger RNA, 784 nt
Organism: Stylophora pistillata
Lineage: Eukaryota; Metazoa; Cnidaria; Anthozoa; Scleractinia; Pocilloporidae
Product: CDGSH iron-sulfur domain-containing protein 2
Biological process (GO): regulation of autophagy
Cellular component (GO): mitochondrial outer membrane; intracellular membrane-bounded organelle
Molecular function (GO): 2 iron, 2 sulfur cluster binding
Source: RefSeq, a predicted model, not a curated record
GAACUCAGAUAACAAAACAAUCGCCCGACAUGUUGUUCACGUGAUUUUUCAAUCCCGUUGUCAAGAUGGACGCUGUAGCUCGCGUAAUUAAAGUCCAGCUCCCCAAUUACCUGAGAUCUCUGCCGAUCCCUUCCACAUUUGGCGGAUUUCUAAAGCUUUCUGGCAAUGAAUGGGUGCGGCUCGUACCACUGGUGGUCACAACUUCUGUGGUUGUGUACCUCGUAGUUUCAGCUCUGGUUCCAUCGAAGCCGAAAAAAGAACACGAGUGGGUGAACAAGACGGUAGAGAAGGAGAAGGAAAAAGUUGCGGAUACAUUUCAAAUUGAAGACCUAGGAGACAAAAUGGUAUGUUGCCGUUGCUGGAAAUCGAAGAAGUUCCCUCUCUGUGAUGGUAGUCACAAUGAACACAAUAAGGCAACUGGAGACAAUGUGGGUCCUAUUAUUGUCAAAAGGGCAAACCCUUCCUCUUAAAAGAGAUUUCUCAAUGCCUUAGAAAUUGGCUGCUAAAUGUAAUCUGUUGUGCUUAACCAGCAAGUGGACUCAAGUAGACAGUAUCCCAACCUGAAAAUUAAAUACAAGUAAAUGUAAAAGUUUAUGUGGAUAUUUUAGAUUUAGUGUGGAGAUUGUGUCACGGGGUUAAGUGUAGGGUUUUUUCAAAAUUUCAUUGUUUGUUCAAAGAUCACAUUGAAUGUAUUUUAGAUACAGAUAUUUUGCAUUUGAGUAGUAUUUCAAUUGUAAAGCUACAACUAAUUUUGUCAACUGAAUAAAGCUGAUGUAUACACAUC